AUAGCAUGACGUGCUGCUGAUCAUACCAUGGGAGACAUAGUAAAGAAGAAUGUGGAGGAGGACGAGCCUCCUGAGCCUUUGGAAAAUGAGUGUUCCAGAAACAUGGAGGAGCUUGUGGAAUUCUCCAACACUGAAAGGGUUAAAUUUGAUGACACAGGCUUAUCCAUGUUGCUGCAAAGUGGGUUGGAGAACCUUCGCCUGGAAAACUCUCUCACGGAUGUUACCCUGUGUGUGGGCAAGGUGAAAUUCUCAUGUCACCGUGUGGUCCUUGCAGCAGCAAGCAAUUAUUUCAGGGCAAUGUUUUGCAUUGAUCUAAAAGAAAAGUAUGAGAAGAACAUAGUAAUUAAGGGAGUCGAUGCGGAGACAAUGCAGAUUCUCUUGGAUUACACCUAUACAAGCAAAGUGCUGAUCACAAAGGAAAAUGUGCAGAAAGUCUUGGAAGCUGCCAGUCUUUUCCAGUUUUUGCGGAUGGUAGAGGCUUGUUCAAACUUCCUUAAUGAUGCUCUUCAUCCAGAAAACUGUGUUGGAAUUUUAAGACUGGCUGAUGCUCAUUCACUAGGUAACUUGAAACAGCAGGUCAAGAACUACAUCAUUCAGAAUUUCACCCAAGCACUGAACAGUGAUGAAUUCUUAGAGUUGCCUUUGGAUGUCCUGUGCCACGUGCUAAAGAGUGAUGACCUCUGUGUCACUGAAGAAGCAGAAGUGUUUGAAACAGUUAUAAACUGGGUUCGUUACAAAAUACCAGAAAGGCUUCCUUUUCUGCCCUUUAUCCUUGAGAGUGUCCGCUUGCCCCUUCUGGAUCCUUGGUAUUUUGUAGACACCGUAGAAGCAGAUCCACUCAUCAGGCAGUGCCCUGAUGUCUUUCCACUGCUUCAAGAAGCCAGGAUGUAUCACCUCUCAGGGAAUGAGAUCAUUUCAGAAAGAACAAAGCCCAGGAUGCAUGAAUUCCAGUCAGAGGUGUUUAUGAUCAUAGGUGGAUGCACGAAGGAUGAAAAGUUUGUAGCUGAAGUUACUUGCCUUGAUCCCUUGAGGCGUAGCCGUUUGGAAGUGGCAAAACUGCCCAACACAGAACAAGAAACAGAGACUGAGAAUAAAAAAUGGGUGGAGUUUGCCUGUAUUACAUUAAAAAAUGAAGUCUAUAUAUCAGGUGGGAAAGAAACACAGCAUGAAGUAUGGAAGUAUAAUUCUUCCAUCAACAAGUGGAUACAGACUGAAUAUCUCAAUGUUGGAAGAUGGAGACACAAAAUGGCUGUACUGGGUGGCAAAGUAUAUGUGAUCGGCGGCUUUGAUGGUAUACAAAGGAUCAACAGCGUAGAAACAUACGAUUCUUUUCACAACUGCUGGUCAGAGGCAGCCCCCCUCAUGAUCAACGUGAGCUCAUUUGGGGCAGCUAGCUACAAGAAGAAGCUCUAUGUGAUUGGUGGAGGACCCAAUGGGAAACUUGCUACUGACCAAACGCAGUGUUAUGACCCAACAACAAACAACUGGACUUUAAAAUCACCCAUGCCUGUUGAAGCAAAAUGCAUCAAUGCCACAAGUUUCCAUGACCACAUCUAUGUUAUUGGUGGGGCAAUGAGGGCAAUCUACUCUUAUAGCCCACUCAUGGACAUAUGGUGCCUGGUGACUCAGUUAAAUCACGAACGAGCAAGCUGUGGAAUUGCCCCUUGCAACAACAAGCUAUUCAUCACAGGAGGCCGAGAUGAGAAGAAUGAAGUCAUUGCCACGGUGCUAUGUUGGGAUGCAGAAAUUCAGAAGUUAACUGAGGAAUGUGUACUCCCCCGUGGAGUCUCUCAUCAUGGAAGUGUAACCCUCCGGAAGUCCUACACAUACAUCCGCAAGGUAGUGCCUGGGGCAGUCUCAGUUUGACUUGGAAAGAAGAUUUGGGAGAAGAAUGUCAAGUGAUAAUGGAAUGCCUCAUUUGUCCUGACAUUUUGAAUAGGCUGAUUGUGAUUAAAAUCACUAGGUAUGAUAUUUCUUGUGGUAAAUACUUGUAGAGUUGGUUUUCUACUGUACUACACAGAUUGUAAAUUAUUUUUAUCUGGAUAUACCAGGCUAUUUAUUGUCCUGCAGUAUCAUUCAGCGAGUAGUUCAAAGGCAUGGAAUGGCUCUUUAAAACUGAGCUCUGUGAAUUUCAAAUAGGGAGGAAAGGGGGCACGCUGUGGCCUGAUCUAGGAAACAAAGCAAGGUCAUUACUUGGAAGGCAGAUCACAAAGGAAAGCUCUGAAGAUGAAGUCAAUGGAAAGCCACCUGUGCUUCUCACUUGCCCUGAAAGCUCCUUGCUCAGUUGCAACUUGAUGGCACUUUGUUGCAAAAUUGUUUGGCCAAUUUGAAUAUGUGUCUUUUAAAGUACCCUUUCAUUUUGCAUCUGCGGAAAGAUCUAUUACUCCAAAUGAUAUUACCUGAGACAAAAGAUGAAACACAAUUAAAGGAAUAGGGGUGCAAGAAAUAGCAAAGAGAGAGAAAAUCAACAAGUCCAGGAGACAAGUGAAACAAAGGUGGAGGAAACAGGAUGAUGAUGAAGGAAAUGGAGUGGGGGAAAUGGGAAGGAAGAAGAGGAAACAGGGGGUGGUAACUACAUGUUAAAUCAGCUGUUGAGCGAGUUUACAUCUCAUUUCUGGGUGAAGACUUUGCCUGAGCUGCUCUUUGGUCAUAGAAAGUUCUGAAGAAAAUCCUCAUAGGGGCUAUCCAUUAUUGCUCUCUUCAACACUCUCAAGCACCACAGUCAAACAAUAUGGUACAAAGUGACCCUAUAGUGGCAAGCAUAUUGGCUCUCCUUCCACCAAUGCAUUGCCACCUUCUUAAUGGUGCUUUAUUAUAAUGCUCUUGCCUGUACACUUGUCUGAGAAGAAGACUGGACAAGCAGCCUUACACGAUGCCUGUCAUUUCCUGCUGUAAGAGUUCAUGACUACAAAAACAGAAGAAGCAACCAACUGCUAAGAAAAGAGGGUGUGAUUAAUAAAGAUCUUUGAUGCAGCUGU
This is a messenger RNA of Sphaerodactylus townsendi, 2978 nucleotides long. RefSeq names its product kelch like family member 6 (gene KLHL6). The transcript has 7 exons. Bases 28 to 1866 code for a protein of 612 amino acids. NCBI's taxonomy places the organism in Eukaryota, Metazoa, Chordata, Lepidosauria, Squamata, Sphaerodactylidae. Gene Ontology annotation, molecular function: protein binding. The record is from RefSeq and is a predicted model, not a curated record. Gene Ontology annotation, biological process: germinal center formation; B cell receptor signaling pathway.